AUGUCUCCAGCUUCCACUAAUAUAUUCACGUUAACCCACGGGUCCAACUUGCCAGACCUUUUGGAAUCCAACCAAAAAUGGUCGUCCAAGACUACCGAGGAACAUCCCGCGCUGUUCCGCGACUACAAUGCUAACGGCCAGGCUCCCCACACUCUGUUUAUCGGGUGCUCGGACUCCCGUUACAACGAAAACUGUCUGGGCGUGAUCCCAGGCGAAGCCUUCACUUGGAAAACCAUCGCCAAUGUAGUGCGCCAAGACGACCUCACGUGCCGCGCCACCUUGGAGUUUGCCAUCAACGUUUUGAAAGUCAAUAAAGUGGUGGUCUGCGGCCACACUGACUGUGGUGGGAUCAACACCUGUUUGCAGCACAAAAGAGCGUCUCUGGAAGGCGGAGAGAACAAUCACCUGUUCCAGUACUUGCAAGACCUAGACGACUUGUACCACGAGCAUAAGGCAGAUGUUUUUGCCGCUACGGACGACGUCAAGACCCAGAGCCGUCUACUGUCGAAGCUAAACGUCGAGAGACAGGUAUCAAAGCUGCUGGCCAUUGACACCGUGAAGAGUGCUCUGGCACGCGGUGAGAUACAGGUGUACGGCCUUCUGUACGACGUGGCCACCGGUUUCGUGGAGCAAGUCUCCGAGACCACUGCUUGA
Lachancea dasiensis is the source of this 654-nucleotide messenger RNA. The record is from the annotation of a GenBank genome assembly. NCBI's taxonomy places the organism in Eukaryota, Fungi, Ascomycota, Saccharomycetes, Saccharomycetales, Saccharomycetaceae.